Messenger RNA from Xylaria bambusicola, 2822 nucleotides. RefSeq names its product armadillo-type protein. Bases 120 to 2087 code for a protein of 655 amino acids. Gene Ontology annotation, biological process: positive regulation of GTPase activity. Gene Ontology annotation, molecular function: guanyl-nucleotide exchange factor activity; protein binding. NCBI's taxonomy places the organism in Eukaryota, Fungi, Ascomycota, Sordariomycetes, Xylariales, Xylariaceae. Gene Ontology annotation, cellular component: cytosol. The transcript has 4 exons. The record is from RefSeq and is a predicted model, not a curated record.
UCCCACUCCAUCUAGGGAAGGUACCAACGUCCUGAUCGAGUUCAUUGCCCUCCUUGCUAUCAUUGCUGUCUAUAUAGGAAGCAAAUGUAAUUGGAAGCGUGCUUUGUGGACGGCCCAACAUGUCCGGCAGCUCCAUCGAUCAGCUGCUCUCCACUCUCCCCAAGGAUGAGGCUCAGCAGACCAAGGUUCUGGGCCAAGUGGUUGAUAUAGCCCAGAAUCUGUGGAAGAAGGACCCCGGAUCGCCAGAACUCGAUGUUCUCGCUCAAAAGGUCGGCGAUGCUGCUCGCGUCGAGGCAAAUAGGACCCCCCUGGGGGAGUCCGGGCUUCUUGAGUUCUUCUGUUCCGUGGUGUCAACACAGGGGCUAAGGUCGACGCUUGUUGUGCAGUGUCUACGCGUCAUAGGAAACUCCUCAGCGGAUACAGAUGAAAACAGAGCUAAGGUCGUCGACUCGGGAUGUUUGCCUAGCAUCGUGUUAUUGUUGAAUGAUGAUUCCAUGCUGCCGUUUGUGGUACCCGUCUUGUUCAAUAUAAGCGUUGACUACGAACCAGCACAGAAAGCUAUUUACCAAGCUGGUAUAAACCCCGAGCUUGUAAGCCUUAUAUCCGGGCUGAGGCGAGAGAAUGCAGCUCCGUUGAUGAGCUACAUCUGCAAGCUACUUGGUUUCGUGGCUACGCAAGAACCCCAGGCGAACUUAGUACAUCCAGCUACUCCGUUCAUCUUGCUUCAUCUAGCCAACGAUCAGCCUUCACCAGUUGAUGCCGAGGAGUUCCUCGGACAGGCCUCCGUAGCUCUAACCUACCUGUCCCAGGAACAAUACCAGCGAUCGUUUCUAGAGACAGCGGCUUCAAUUAUCCUCCUACUGAAUGCAUUCUUCAUGGCAUGUGAAAGCAUCGAUGUCUCCGAAGAGGGACCCGAUGGCGAAGCCCAACUCAACCAAGUCCAGACCGCAUUCACAGCGACGCUGGCAGAUUUAUCUGCGCAGCCUCUAUUCGCCUCGUCUUGCUCCCUAGAUGGUCAUGAGGUUCAGACCUUGCAGGACUGGAUAUCAUCAGCACACAUUCAACUCCGAUCAGCAGCGUGCCUCGCACUAGGCAAUAUCGCGCGCUCAGACGAGAAAUGCAUCUACCUUGUCCAGAAGCGCAAUAUCCACAUGCCCUUAAUCACAAUCCUAUCUGAUCCCUCCAACGUGGACGCAGGACUAUUACACUCAAUCCUCAGUUUUCUGAAGAACCUCGCCAUCCCGGCCGACAACAAGGCAAUUCUCGGCAGCACAGGCCUACUAGAUCCAGAAGUCCUCCCCCGGAUCUGGGACCUCGACACGCAAACCCAAGUCCAAUUCGACGCAGUAUCUCUAACGCGACUCCUCCUCGUCAACUGUCCUGCAAACGUUCAUCGCAUCAUCAAGCAAGACCCCUCAACCCAGCGCUCGAAACUGCAUUCACUCAUAGAUCUCAACAAGCGAUCAGAUCAAGAGCCCACACAAAUGGAAUCAGCAAGAGCCAUAGCAACUAUAUGCCGCAUUCUACACUCCUCAACUCCUACCUCCUUUUCCUCAUCCGGUACCAACCAAGAUUCUCAACCAGACUCACCCCCCUCCCUGACAACCUUCUACUCAGCCCACACCACCCUCACAGACGCAAUGCUCCGCCUGGGUGAACAGACAAAAUUCCCCGCCCUCCGAUCAGAGCUGCUCUUCGUCUUCGCACUAAUGGCGCGCACACCCGAGGGCUCCGCAGCCGUAGCGCAGACGACGCAUCGAUCCGAGCUAUUUUCUCUAAUCGUAGAAACGAUAACAGGCUCGCCCACCACCACCACCGCCAAUACACCAUCACUACCACCACAACUCCCAUCCGCAGCGUCAGCGUCCGCAGAAAUCACCAAGCUAGCAAAUCUCCCAGCCCAAGCGCCAGCGCCAACAAAGAGCACACGCGACGUAGAUAGGGAGAACGCCCUCGUGCUCGUCGCGGAACUCCUACAGCACUGCCCAGGGGAAUUAUCAGACAAUGCUCGAGGGACAUUCGAGAACCUAUUGCGAGAAGGUGGACAGCGAUUACUUCGUGAGAGGGAUGAAGGGAGAAACGAGUAAAAUGGAUGUGAUAUAUGUAUAUGGAACGGGAAAGUAAAGAUAUAAUGAGGAUAAUUGAGCAUAUAUAGAUAGAUGAUGGGGGUGGUAGAAUUUUAUUUAUGCGAGCGAUGCGUUUUAACUGAAGUCAUCACUUUAUAUACGGUUUACCUACACAUGCCACCGAAGUAUAACCUAGGACAAGCCCUAGAGAGUUAUUCUGGUAACAGUACGGACAACGAAGAUGUCCUACACAAACUUGAAGAGACGUUCAUAUCACAAGCACAAUCAUCAAGAUAAGAGAACUAGGUUUGUGCUUUCUUUUUUGUCCAUUCAUUUACCAUUGCGCAUGACCUAAAGAAAACCGAGAGAUGCAAUGACGCCGGGGUCGGGUCUUUUGGUGGGUUUGCGAGCGUCGAGGCGGAGGUAAUUUGACACCUCUUAUAUCGAUUAUCACUGCCUGCUGGUGGCACGCGUAGAGGGAGAAUAUAACCGCCAGAGCCAACCAACCAUGACCAUCCAGCAACCAACAACACACAACCAGUAGUGAAAGCAGAAAACCCCGUAAAACAUGAGCGUCCGUAGUACUCCUGUGCAGUUUUCCCUUUCGGAUUUUCAUCCGUUGUGUUUUCACGACAUCUAUUUCUUGUUGGCCUCGGCCUCGGCCUUGUCCUUGGCCCGCUUCUCCCGUAUGCCCUUCAAUCUGGCGUCGCUUCUGGCCUUGCGGAGAGCGACGAAGGCACCGCCCUCGAUGGGAGC